This is a messenger RNA of Rubroshorea leprosula, 1538 nucleotides long. The record is from the annotation of a GenBank genome assembly. Lineage: Eukaryota; Viridiplantae; Streptophyta; Magnoliopsida; Malvales; Dipterocarpaceae.
AGGGGAAAAUGAUGAAGCUGUGAUUAUUGUUAAUGAUGAUGAAGGGAGAAUCAAUGGAGAAGGUACAAUAACAAGAAAGAAAAUUUUUGAAGAAGUGAAGAAGCAGCUAUGGCUAGCAGGGCCUCUGGUGACUGUAAGUCUAUUAUGGUACUCUUUACAGAUGAUAUCUAUAAUGUUUGUCGGGCACCUUGGUAAGCUACCUCUCUCCGGUACUUCAAUGGCCACUUCGUUUGCAACAGUCACUGGUUUUAGCUUGCUGAUGGGAAUGGCAAGUGCGUUAGAUACACUGUGCGGACAGUCAUAUGGGGCAAAGCAGUAUCAUAUGCUGGGGAUACACAUGCAAAGAGCCAUGUUUGUUCUUGUUCUUGUUGCCAUACCUCUAGCCAUAAUUUGGGCAAACACCAGAUCCAUUCUAGUUCUUGUAGGCCAAGAUCAUGACAUUGCUAAGGAAGCAGGAAUAUAUGCUCGUUUCAUGAUUCCCAGCCUUUUCGCAUACAGUCUCCUUCAGUCUCUUAGCAGAUUUUUGCAAACACAGAACAUUGUUUACCCAAUGAUGUUAUUUUCAGGCAUCACAACUCUGCUUCACAUUCCUGUUUCUUGGGCCUUGGUGUUCAAAUCUGGCCUCAAAAUUAGAGUUUUCUCCUUCCUGCACACUAACACCUGGACCGGAUUUUCAAAGGAGGCACUGCAUAACAUCCUCAAUUUUCUUCGUCUUGCUGUUCCAUCAGCUGUUAUGGUCUGCUUGGAGAUGUGGUCAUUUGAAAUGAUGGUCCUUGUAUCUGGACUUCUCCCUAAUCCAGAGCUACAAACUUCUGUUCUCUCUAUCUGCCUCAAUACCGCUGGUACUGUUUGGAUGAUCCCCUUUGGACUAAGUGGUGCAGUAAGCACACGAGUUUCAAAUGAAUUAGGAGCAGGGCAUCCAGAUGCUGCACGUUUAGCAGUUUGUGUUGUACUAGUUAUUGGCAUUACUGAGGGCAUUUUGGUAGGAUUAGUCCUGAUUUUGAUCCGAAACAUAUGGGGCUAUGCUUAUAGCAAUGAGAUAAAAGUUGUUGAAUAUGUAGCAGUCAUGAUGCCAAUUCUAGCAGCUUCCAACUUCUUGGACGGACUUCAAUGUGUUCUUUCUGGCACUGUAAGAGGGUGUGGAUUGCAGAAAAUUGGUGCAUAUAUCAAUUUAGGCUCAUAUUACUUGGUGGGGAUUCCUUGUGCUAUUGUUUUAGCUUUCGUACUUCACGUUGGCGGAAAGGGGCUCUGGCUGGGGAUCAUCUGUGCGCUUGUUGUUCAAGUAACUUCUCUUAUAAUCAUUCUUGCACGCACUAACUGGGAGCAAGAGGCAAAGAAAGCUAUGGAGAGAGUCCACAACUCUACUGUCCCUGUGGAUCCUGUGUCAUGAAGCUGACUCUCAAACUAUAGCUGUUUUAGACUAAUCUUAAUGUUGGCAUAAGCCGAGGCAGAAAAUAAAUUUCUGAUUAAUAUUUUUCCAAAGUAAUGGAAGUUUGUUCCUAAGACUGGUUAAUGUUUAGCGAGAAUCAGAAAGUCGA